Messenger RNA from Saccoglossus kowalevskii, 630 nucleotides. Its product is annotated as protein FAM241B-like. Gene Ontology annotation, cellular component: intracellular membrane-bounded organelle. The record is from RefSeq and is a predicted model, not a curated record. NCBI's taxonomy places the organism in Eukaryota, Metazoa, Hemichordata, Enteropneusta, Harrimaniidae.
AAGAUGGCUGCUUGAAAUUGUGUUUGGAAAAUACCGUUUUAUGAAUUUACACGAAAGGCAGUUAAUGGAAAAAUGGUUCGAAUUCUGGCCAAUGGUGAUAUAGUACAGGACGAUGACCCAAGGGCACGUAGCUCUACAGGUAGACAACGAGAUACGCAAUCAAACCGACCUCGACAGGGUUAUGUGCAGCAUGAAGAUCACAAUCAAUAUGGUGGAGGGGGACAACAAGUAUCAAUUAUAGAUGUGGGAAAUCAGAAACUCCUAGAUGCUGGUUUCCCCCGAUGGAACCUUGGACCAUAUGUUGUAGAACCAAUAGCUACUGUAGGAAUGCUCUUGGCCAUGAUGUUUUUCGGUUUACAGGGACUAUUGUUUGCAGGACUACUUUUCUUUGCGGUUAAAUGGAGUCAACAAACUCAAGGACGGAGGCAGUGAUCUUUGAAGAAUGUCAUCACAUCUUGUGUAUAUGACAGGUGUUUUAAAGUUCAAUGUGCAAUUUUUAAAUAGUAUUGAUUAUUGGAUGGAAAAAAUAUCACUUUUAGGACUUCUUCAUCAGUUUUAUAUAAUAUAUUAUUACUGGAAUUCUGUGUGUGCAUUAAAGUUGUAUUGUCAGUAAUAUUUUGUUGAAAGACC